Amoebophrya sp. A25 is the source of this 181-nucleotide messenger RNA. The record is from the annotation of a GenBank genome assembly. Lineage: Eukaryota; Dinophyceae; Syndiniales; Amoebophryaceae.
GGUGCCUAGGCGGAACGACCAGGAGAGCUUCUAUAGUAGAGAUCAGUCUGGUCUUUCAAGUGUGACUGUUGCGGAGGAUGAGGGAGGCGAGUCCAAUUCGUCAUCUACUGCAUCAGGCAGCAUUUCUUCUUGUAGUACCGGCGCUACGACCAUGGCAAUAGGUCGUGGAAGUGAAAAUGCU